Paecilomyces variotii is the source of this 3028-nucleotide messenger RNA. RefSeq names its product putative beta-glucosidase F. The transcript is spliced from 3 exons. Bases 220 to 2844 code for a protein of 874 amino acids. NCBI's taxonomy places the organism in Eukaryota, Fungi, Ascomycota, Eurotiomycetes, Eurotiales, Thermoascaceae. Gene Ontology annotation, molecular function: beta-glucosidase activity. The record is from RefSeq and is a predicted model, not a curated record. Gene Ontology annotation, biological process: glucan catabolic process.
AAUAUCCUAAUACCCCUCCUUGCUUUUCUUUAUGUUUCUUCUCACGCGCUCUUUCAAGGCUGCAAGUUCUCCAUUUGUUGCCGGGUCUUCUUCCAUCGCCGUCCGUUGGCUCUUUUUUCACCGUCACUCAUUAUAUACACUAUCUUGAUAAACUAAUUGAUAUUAAUGGUUUGAUCGUCCAUUCUUUUUCGCUUUGGCUUGGCACCAUCUCUUUCAGCCAUGGCGUUCAUCACUUGUCUUACUGUAGUCUCUCUUUUGGUUUCUCCCAUCACGUCCUCGCCAGUUGAUCCGUCCCAUGUUGACCCAGCGGAUAUUCUUAAGCGGGAUCCUGUACCAGCUGGCUAUCAAUCGCCUCCAUAUUACCCGACACCCAAGGGAGGAUGGGUAUCGGACUGGGCUGAGGCCUAUGCAAAGGCCUACGACGUCGUGAGCAACAUGACUCUGGCCGAGAAGAUCAACAUGACCACCGGAACAGGGAUCUUCAUGGGUCCUUGUGUCGGCCAAACUGGCAGUGCUGAACGCUUCGGGAUCCCCAAUAUCUGUCUCAUGGACUCUCCGCUAGGUAUUCGCAAUACUGAUCACAACACGGCUUUCCCGCCGGGGAUCACCGUUGGAGCGACUUUCGACAAGGAUCUCAUGUAUGCACGCGGAGUCGCACUUGGUGAGGAAGCCCGAGGAAAAGGUGUCAAUGUCCUCAUGGGGCCGGUUGUCGCGCCGCUUGGCCGCAAGCCACGAGGUGGUCGUAACUGGGAGGGUUUCGGUGCCGAUCCCAGUCUGCAGGCAAUUGGUGCUGCGCAGACGAUUAAGGGAAUGCAAAGCACCGGUGUGAUCGCGACACUGAAGCAUUUCAUCGGGUAUGAGCAGGAAGAGGACCGGAUGAGCAGCAUCAUCACGCAGGGAUACUCGUCCAAUAUCGAUGAUAGGACUCUCCAUGAGCUCUACCUUUGGCCGUUCGCCGAAGGAGUCAAAGCUGGAGUCGGCUCUGUCAUGAUCGCCUAUAACGAUGUGAACGGAUCCGCUUGCAGCCAGAACAGCAAGCUGAUCAACGGCGUAUUAAAAGAUGAGCUUGGAUUCCAGGGAUUUGUUGUCACGGACUGGCUCGCUCAAAUUGGCGGUGUCUCGUCGGCACUCGCUGGUCUUGACAUGAGCAUGCCCGGUGAUGGCGCUGUUCCUUUGUUUGGUGACAGCUAUUGGGGCUCAGACCUCUCCAAGUCUGUCCUCAAUGGUACUGUUCCGCUGGACCGGUUGAACGAUAUGGUGACCCGUAUUGUCGCUACAUGGUUCAAGUUUGGCCAGGACAAGGACUUCCCCCUACCAAAUUUCUCCAGCAACACCCUAGACAGAACAGGCGAAAUCUAUCCCGGUGCUCUCUUCUCACCCAUAGGCAUCGUCAACCAAUACGUGAAUGUCCAAGCCAACCACAACAUCGUGGCCAGGGCCGUUGCAAGAGACGCGAUCACUCUCCUGAAGAACGACCACAACAUAUUGCCCCUGAAGAGAAACGACUCACUGAAGGUGUUCGGUACUGAUGCGGGCGGAAACCCUGACGGUAUCAAUUCCUGUAGCGACCAUGGCUGCGACAAGGGUGUCCUCGUUGAGGGAUGGGGAAGUGGCACGUCCAGACUUCCUUACCUUAUCACGCCACAGGAUGCCAUCGCCAACAGAUCCUCCAACGCCAAAUUCUAUAUCACGGAUACGUUCCCAUCCGACGUGACCGCCAACUCAAAUGAUGUCGCUGUCGUUUUCAUCAACUCUGAUUCCGGUGAAAACUAUAUCACCGUCGAGGGUAACCCUGGAGACCGCACAGUAUCCGGCCUUUAUGCAUGGCACAACGGAGAUGAAUUGGUCCAAGCUGCCGCAGAGAAGUUCUCUAAAGUGGUCGUGGUCGUCCACACCGUUGGCCCUAUCAUCUUGGAGAAGUGGAUCGAUUUACCUUCAGUGAAGAGCGUCGUGUUUGCCCAUCUACCAGGCCAGGAAGCCGGAAACUCCCUCGUAGACGUCCUGUUCGGAGACUACAGUCCCAGCGGACAUCUGCCUUACACGAUCCCUCGUAACGAGUCCGACUACCCAAAGAGUGUGGGCCUUAUCAAUCAACCCUUCGGUCAGAUCCAAGACACUUUCACUGAAGGUCUAUACAUCGACUACCGCCAUUUCCAGAGUGCCAACAUCACCCCACGAUACCCCUUCGGCCAUGGUCUAUCCUACACUACGUUCAACAUCACCGAGCCGACUCUAUCCGUUAUCACGCCCCUGGAUAGCGAGUAUCCUGCCGCACGGCCCGCUAAAAAUGCUACUCCCACAUAUAGCGACGUGAUCCCUCCCCCAUCCGAAGUAGCCUGGCCAAAGACCAACUUCACCCGCAUCUGGCGCUAUCUCUAUCCAUACCUCGAUAACCCCUCUGCCGCCGCGAAGACCAACUCAACCUCCUACCCCUAUCCCUCAGGUUACAGCACCAUACCUAAGCCCGCGCCUCGCGCCGGUGGUGCUGAAGGCGGCAACCCAGCCCUAUGGGACAUUGCCUACUCCGUCAACGUCACGGUGAGAAACACCGGUUCUCGACCAGGAAAGGCCGUGGCUCAGCUCUACGUCGAGCUACCUUCAUCUCUGGCCCUCGACACGCCCCGUCUGCAACUUCGCCAGUUCGAGAAGACGCGCACGUUGGCUCCCGGCCAGAGCGAGGUUGUGACGAUGGAACUGACACGGAAGGAUUUGAGCGUUUGGGACGUAGUGGUACAGGAUUGGAAAGCGCCCGUUGGCGGAGAAGGGGUUAAGAUCUGGGUUGGACAGAGUGUAGGUGACCUUAGUGUUGUCUGUGAAGUUGGAGGCGAGUGUGGAAGUGCGUAGACCUGUUAAGGUUCAGGGGUUAUGUUGGAUAAGAGUAAAGAAUAUAUAGUUAUGAUGUGGGUUCAGAUGGGUAACUGGUAAGUAUGGAUGGAGGCUUUUGGUAUGUACAUACAUAUGUAUAUGUACAUACAUCCGUUGUAUAUACACACAUAGGGAAAUAAUAUACGUAAUACCUUUUUUUUUG